Sabethes cyaneus is the source of this 1688-nucleotide messenger RNA. RefSeq lists its product as uncharacterized. The transcript is spliced from 7 exons. Gene Ontology annotation, biological process: phosphatidylinositol phosphate biosynthetic process; intracellular signal transduction. The coding region runs from base 211 to 1620 and encodes 469 amino acids. The record is from RefSeq and is a predicted model, not a curated record. Gene Ontology annotation, molecular function: 1-phosphatidylinositol-3-kinase regulator activity. Gene Ontology annotation, cellular component: phosphatidylinositol 3-kinase complex. NCBI's taxonomy places the organism in Eukaryota, Metazoa, Arthropoda, Insecta, Diptera, Culicidae.
CAUUAAAUUUGUAUUAUUGGUAUGUAGCCUGAAUAAUAGUAUCAGAAUAGUGAUUUUUUCUGUAGUGAAUGUAAUCGUUUUGUAAUCCCAUUACGAAAAAAGCAAUGGGCGGGUUUUAUGCAUCGACUGUAAUCUCAUGGAUGUUAUGACGGAUAAACCUAAAAUAACUUUGAUAUGUAUAGUUCUGUAGUAAAAUAAUUACUAAACAUAAUGAAUGAUAAAAAAUUUGAGAGCCUGAGUCACGAGGUUAAUAUUAUCGGGACUGAAAAGACAGUUAUCAUAGAGAAGAAGUGUUCAAUCAAAUCAGGCACAUGGAGUUUCGGAAAAAGUUCACAGCAGUUGUGGAGUUUCACUGGUAAAAGUAGUAUGUCUACCAUGCAACGGAAUUAUAACUCAUUGCACAAGCGCCUGUCUAGUUCACAUAAUUCACUAAGUGAUUCUACAAGUAAAAAAGUAGACGAUUCAAUGUUUAUUACGCAAGCAAUGUCACACGAUGCUCUAGACGACAACAAGAUACCAGAUUUCUAUAAUGUUCCUCUCGAUUCGGACAUAUAUUCAACGCCUAUAGAUUUCAUCAAUCCUUAUAAAGCUGAAUCAACGUUGCAAAAAAAAAUCAGUAAACCAGGACCAUUUCAAAAUACAGAAUUUAUGAUCAAUGAAGGGCAAAUAUCUUCAACAAAAGAUUUUGAAAGCAAAAAACGCGUAUCAUCAAAACAUACCCAGACAUAUACACUCGAUUGCGAUCAUCGCCGAACACGUUUCAAAAUUUCCAAUAAAAGGGAAGAUUGCAACAAGAAUAAUUUUUCGAUUAAUUUAAAACAAAAAAUUUGCAACAUUUUCCGCAUAAGUAAACGUCAGCAAUAUUUAAGGAGUAAGAAAACGAUUCUUGAUGGUCAUGUCAAACAAAAUGGCAGUGCAAAGUCAAAAUCUAUAAACGAUUAUUACAAGAAGAACAGUGUCUCAACACGAAAGCUACCACCAUUGCCAAUGACAGUUGAUAAAUCAUUGACAAAUGGAGUUUCCUUGAAUGGAAUCAUACAGACUAUUAUGCCUUUAAGGCACGAUAGAGAUAGUCAUGUUAUGGAAUUCACUGCGAGUAUUGACAAAGUUAAGGAAUGUGGAUGGUACUGGGGUCCAAUAUCAUCGGAAGGCGCUGAAAAAAUUUUAUCGAAUGAGCCAGAUGGAAGUUUCUUAGUAAGAGACAGUUCAGAUGAUCACUACAUUUUCUCUUUGACGUUCAAAUUGAAUGGUUCUGUUCGUCAUGUAAGAAUCGAUCAAGAUCAAGGGGCAUUCUCUUUUGGCUCUUGUGCCAAAUUUAAGUCGCGUACUAUAAUGGAGUUUAUCGAAAAUGCGGUGGAGCACUCUAGAAGCGGAAGAUAUUUAUUUUUUCUCCAUAGGCGACCAGAACACGGCCCGAUGCGUGUACAACUAAUAAACCCAGUCUCCAGAUUCAAACAUGUUCAAAGCUUACAGCAUUUAUGCAGGUUUGUCAUACAUAGGACGAUUAUAAGAAAGGAUUUAAUUCAAACCUUACCUUUACCCAGGAGGGUAUUAGAUUAUUUAAAUUAUAAAAAUUGCCUUUCUGAGCGCAUUGAAAUGGAUAUGAUCUCGAAGUCUUGAUGAAGUACGGGAAUGUUCACCUAUCGAAGCAAAUCAAACAGAUUUGCUUAAAAAUAAAAUUGACAUAA